Molecule: messenger RNA, 1047 nt
Organism: Clonostachys rhizophaga
Lineage: Eukaryota; Fungi; Ascomycota; Sordariomycetes; Hypocreales; Bionectriaceae
Source: the annotation of a GenBank genome assembly
AUGGAGUCUCUCAACCGUGAUGGCGAAACUAGUGCCGGCCCUUCUACCGUGGACCGAGAGCCAACUCGGGCGGCUCGCUCGAACAACUGGCGGGCCCGUAACUCAAUCUCGCCACCGAGGAAUGACAGCUACAACAGUAGGAAUUCUGGGAAUGACAGACGCACUAGAAACGACAACAUUCAGGAGAGGCAGGGCGAUGGAGGCUAUAGAGGCAACAUGCGGGGGACUACGGUCGUCGAAACGAUUGGGGUUCUCGUCGAGAGGAUGGAGCCUCAUUCAGGCUCCGACGCUAUUGCAGAGGGGCGCCGUAUAUACGUGGGAAAUAUUCUCUAUCAUGUUCGCCCAGAACAAAUCUCGGAGGCGUUUGCGGCGCAAGGCUUCACCAAUAUUGAUCAGAUCCACAUAUCCAUCGAUCCGGUGACUGGGCGCAACCCGGGAUAUUGCUUCGUCGAAUUUGAGACGCGUGAGGUGGCAGAUGAUGCAAUCCAGCGCAUGUCCAGGGUCCCCAUUGAGGGCCGGCCUCUGCAAACUGGUCCUUGCCGCCCCAAGAGGCAGCAGCAGCCUGCGAGACAACACUACUCACGGCCAUCUCGCGACCCUACAUUCCAGAGAUGGGGAAAUUGGGAUGGUGAAGGUGGCCAGGUGAUGGAGAACGGGCAGGGUCCCGUUGGAGCUGAGGAGCAUCUCGUUAAUGUCGUGGACGAUGACCAGCGCUGCAGAGUCUUUGUUGGCGGGCUCGACAAAAUGAUGAAUCAAGCGCAAAACGAUGAAGAGCUCAGGGAGAUUUUCAAGGACUUCAAGGUUGUGGCUGUGAGCAAGAGAAUUACUCCUCACGAGUCCACAAGAGCAAGGCCCGGUAAACACCAUUAUGCCUUCGUCGACUUGGAAACGCGUGAAGACGUGGCCUGGGCUAUAGAGACCUUAGACGGCACUUUGUGGCAAGGGAGCCGACUUAGGGUUCAGCCACCAGCCCGCAUUCCAGUUAGAAUUGCUGAACGAGGCAUAAGGUGGAAAGGCAGUGGUGAACAAGCUGAACAAGCUUUGGAA